CAUAAAUUUCCUUCAUGUUGAAAACAACAUAUACAUUGAAUAAACAAAAUCUAAAGGAAACUUCCCAAUUCACAAAAUUCCAAACCCAACACUUGUCUACACCUUACUCUUUUCAACUUUCUCCCGCCCGCCUGCCCGCCACCUCUUGACUGCUUUUAUUCUACUCUAACUUCAACUAAACACUUCUUUAUUCUUCAUUUUUUACUCCAUUUCCGAUGCAUUUCCGGUGACUCGCUAACAAAUUAGGGUUUCGUACUUCUCCCUUUUCGGUGAUCAUGGGGGAAUCAAAGCGUCAGUUGAAGGCCAUGCUUCGCAAGAAUUGGCUUUUGAAGAUUCGUCAUCCUUACGUUACCUUUGCUGAGAUAUUUCUUCCUACAGCUGUGAUGCUGAUGUUGAUUGGUGUUCGAACUCAAGUUGACACACGUAUUCACCGUGCCCAACCGUAUAUUCGGAAGGAUAUGCUGGUGGAGGUUGGCAAAAGUGAUAUUUCUCAACCGUUUGAUCAGAUUUUGGAGGUUUUACUAGCUAAGAAUGAGUAUUUGGCUUUUGCCCCUAACUCAAGUGAGACAAGCACAAUGAUCAACUUGUUGUCAUUGCGAUUUCCUUUGCUGAAGUUGGUUGCCAGAGUCUACGAGGACGAAGUGGAACUUGAAACCUACAUUCGCUCAGAUUUCUAUGGUACCUGCAACCGAAAUAAGAAUUGUCCGAAUCCUAAAAUCAGGGGGGCUGUAGUAUUUCACAGUCAAGGUCCCAAGAUUUUUGACUACAGUAUACGCCUUAACCACACUUGGGCGUUCUCUGGGUUUCCUGAUGUCAAAACCAUUAUGGAUGUUGAUGGUCCUUAUCUUAAUGACUUGGAGCUGGGUGUGAACACCAUUCCAAUUAUGCAAUAUGGCUUUAGUGGCUUCUUGACUCUUCAACAAGUUAUCGACUCCUUCAUAAUAUUUUCUGCACAGAACACUGAUAAUCGCAGCAUCUCUGAUGGUUCUUAUGUUCCUGAGUUGAAAUUCUCCGACAUGGUCUCCCUACAGAAGUUUCCUUCAAUGCUCUAUGUCCCUUCAAACAUAAGGCUGGUUCCAUUUCCAACUCGUGACUACACUGAUGACGAGUUCCAAUCCAUAAUUAAAAAAGUCAUGGGAGUACUGUAUCUGCUGGGUUUUCUAUAUCCAAUAUCUCGCUUGAUAAGUUAUUCUGUCUUUGAAAAGGAGCAAAAAAUCAGAGAUGGGCUUUAUAUGAUGGGUCUUAAGAGGGAUGUUUUCCAAAUCUCGUGGUUUAUAACAUACACUCUUCAGUUUGCAAUCUCUAGCGGGAUCAUUACAGUUGUCACCAUGUGGUCUCUUUUCGAAUACAGUGAUAAGUCGCUGGUGUUUGUGUACUUUUUUUUCUUUGGCCUGAGUGCAAUAACACUUUCUUUCUUAAUUUCUACAUUUUUCACAAGAGCUAAAACAGCGGUGGCUGUUGGGACACUUUCAUUUUUAGGAGCCUUCUUCCCUUAUUACACUGUCAAUGAUCCAGAUGUUUCAAUGGUACUAAAAGCUACUGCAUCAUUGCUUUCUCCCACAGCCUUUGCGUUGGGAUCAAUUAACUUUGCUGAUUAUGAGAGGGCACAUGUUGGAUUGCGUUGGAGCAAUAUAUGGCGUGAAUCAUCGGGCGUCAACUUUCUGCUUUGUUUGAGCAUGAUGGUAUUUGAUGCAAUAUUAUAUGGUGCAAUAGGUAUCUACUUGGAUAAGGUACUUCCAAUAGAAGAUCGUGCACAAUUUUCAUGGAAGAAUAUAUUACCUAAUUUUCUUCGGAGAGAGAAUGAUAGUGUGAGAACUUAUUCUUCUAAAUCUGGUGUGAAAUUGGAGGGUACAAGUUUGGAGAUGAAGCAGCAUGAAGUUGAAGGCAGGUGCCUUCAAAUAAGGAAUCUUAAUAAAGUAUAUGCCUCGAAAAAGGGAAAAUGCUGUGCAGUUAACUCAUUGCAACUGACUUUGUACGAAAAUCAGAUUCUUGCACUUCUAGGACAUAAUGGGGCGGGUAAGAGCACUACCAUCUCUAUGCUUGUUGGGCUUAUUCCUCCAACUUCUGGAGAUGCUUUGGUUUUCGGAAGAAAUAUAUUGACAGAUAUGAAUGAUAUCCGCAAGGACUUGGGGGUGUGCCCUCAAAGUGAUAUUCUUUUCCCGGAACUAAGUGUGAAAGAGCAUUUGGAAAUAUUUGGCGUAUUGAAAGGUGUGAAAGAAGAUGUUCUUGAAAGUGUUGUGGCUGAAAUGAUUGAUGAGGUUGGUCUAUCCGACAAAGUUAACACUCUUGUAAGUUGUUUAUCUGGUGGUAUGAGAAGGAAGCUUUCCUUGGGAAUUGCACUUAUAGGGAACAGUAAGAUUAUUAUUCUAGAUGAACCUACAAGUGGAAUGGAUCCUUAUUCAAUGCGCUUGACCUGGCAGCUUAUAAAAAAGGUUAAGAAAGGAAGAAUUGUAUUAUUAACAACACACUCAAUGGAUGAAGCUGAAGUAUUGGGAGAUCGUAUAGCUAUCAUGGCAAAUGGCUCUUUGAAAUGUUGUGGAAGCUCCCUCUUCCUGAAGCAUCAAUAUGGUGUUGGCUACACCCUUACUCUAGUGAAGACUGCGCCAGGUGCUUCUUUUGCUGCAGAUAUCGUUCGUCACCAUAUUCCUUCAGCCUCUGUUGUGAGUGAGGUGGGUACAGAAAUAUCUUUUAAGCUCCCUUUGACAUCUUCAUCUUGUUUUGAGGGUAUGUUCAAGGAACUUGAAAGCUGUAUGAAGAGGUCAACAUUGGACUCUGCUGCAAGUGCUUCUGAGCAUGAGUGUGUUGGUAUUGAAAGUUAUGGUAUCUCGGUAACAACUUUGGAAGAGGUAUUUUUGAGAGUGGCUGGAUCGGACCUUGAUGAAUUGGAGUCUGCAAAGGAUGAAACAAUUUGCCAUGAUAGUGUUGUUACUCAAGCCUCUGAAUAUCAUCCUUCAAAAAAAAACUCCUUUGCAAAGCUUUGCGGAAGUUACAAGGAUUUUAUAAUGGUCAUGUGUGUUAUUGUGGGAAGGACUGUGAAAGUGUUCUUUGCUGCAGUCUGGUGGUUCAUCAACUUCCUAUAUAUGCAAUUUUGCUGUACCUCUAUACUUUCAAGGUCAGAUUUUUGGCAGCACUCAAAGGCAUUACUUAAAAAGAGAGCCAUUUCUGCCAGGAGAGAUCAGAAAACAAUUGUUUUUCAGAUUCUAAUCCCAGCAGUCUUCCUGCUUUUUGGACUUCUUUUCCUUGAACUGAAGCCGCAUCCUGACCAGAAAUCUAUAACAUUUACGACUUCAUACUUCAAUCCUCUAUUAGGUGGUGGUGGUGGUGCUCCACUUCCGUUUGAUCUAUCUUAUCCUAUCUCAAAAGAUAUUGCAUCACAAAUUGACGGUGGCUGGAUUCAGGAAUUCAAACCAAGUACCUACAGGUUUCCAGAUCCACAAAAGGUUCUAUCAGAUGCCAUAGAGGCUGCUGGGCCGAAUUUGGGCCCAAAGCUACUGUCUAUGAGUGAAUUUUUGAUGUCUAGCUUGAAUGAAUCCUAUCAGUCAAGAUAUGGUGCUGUUGUAAUGGACAAGCCAUAUGAUGAUGGAACCCUGGGAUAUAAUGUGCUUCAUAACAGUACCUGUCAGCAUGCUGCGCCAACGUAUAUUAAUUUGAUGAAUUCAGCAAUCUUAAGGUUUGCUGUUUCUGAUAGUAACAUGACAAUCCAAACACGAAAUCAUGCUCUACCGAUGACAAAUAGCCAACACCUCCAACACCAUGAUCUAGAUGCAUUUUCAGCUGCAAUUAUCGUCUCUAUAGCUUUUUCUUUCAUCCCUGCAUCAUUUGCUGUUCCUAUAGUAAAGGAGCGGGAAGUAAAAGCUAAGCAUCAACAGUUACUGAGUGGGGUUUCUAUAGUAUCGUAUUGGGCUUCUACCUAUGUAUGGGACUUCUUCAGCUUCCUUUUUCCCUCAGCAUUUGCAGUUGUUCUUUUCUACAUCUUUGGUUUGGAUCAGUUUGUGGGAAUUGGAGGUUUCUGUCCAACAGUUGCCAUCUUUCUGGGGUAUGGAUUAGCUGUUGCGUCUUCCACAUAUUGUAUGACAUUUUUUUUCUCUGACCACAGUGCUGCGCAGAAUGUGGUUCUGCUGGUCCAUUUUUUUACUGGGCUUAUUCUUAUGGUGAUCUCCUUUAUAAUGGGUGUUAUGGAGACAACUUCAAAUGUAAAUUCUUAUCUUAAGAACAUUUUCAGAAUAUCACCUGGAUUCUGCUUCGCGGAUGGACUUGCAUCACUUGCCCUUCUACGCCAAGGGAUGAAAGAUAAAUCCAGUCACGGAGUUUUUGACUGGAAUGUUUCUGGUGCCUCGAUUUGUUAUUUAGGUUUUGAGAGCAUCUUCUAUUUCUUAUUGACACUUGGACUUGAAGUUCUACCACCUCACAAAAUAUCUGCCAUUACAAUUGAUUGCUGUUGGAGAAGAAUCAAGAGUUUACGCUAUAUGAAUAGUAACAAUAUGUUGGAACCUUUACUGGGUUCAUCUGAUUCUGCGGCUGUCGACAUUGAUGAAGAUAUAGAUGUAAAGGAGGAACGAGACAGGGUGCUUUCUGGUGCUGCGGAUAGAGCUAUUAUAUACUUGCGUAACUUACGAAAGGUCUACCCGGGUGGAGAAGUUCAAGGUCCAAAAGUUGCAGUUCAUUCACUAACUUUUGCUGUCCAUGAAGGAGAAUGUUUUGGAUUUCUUGGAACAAAUGGAGCUGGAAAAACAACCACAUUGUCAAUGUUAUCUGGAGAAGAAUACCCUUCUGAGGGAACUGCAUUUAUAUUUGGAAAAGAUAUACAGUCAGAUCCCAAGGCCGCUCGUCAGCAUAUAGGGUACUGCCCCCAGUUUGAUGCUUUGUUAGAACAUUUGACUGCAAGGGAGCACCUUGAGCUGUAUGCAAGGAUUAAAAAAGUACCUGACCAUCGGAUUGAAGAGGUGGUUAUGGAGAAGAUAAUUGAAUUUGAUUUGUUGAAGCAUGCCAAUAAACCAUCUUUUUCCCUUAGUGGGGGGAACAAGCGCAAGUUGUCUGUGGCUAUCGCAAUGAUAGGAGAUCCUCCUAUUGUCAUACUUGAUGAACCUUCUACAGGCAUGGAUCCUAUAGCAAAACGAUUUAUGUGGGAUGUCAUUUCCCAGUUGUCUACAAGACGAGGGAGAACAGCAGUUAUACUCACUACACACAGCAUGAAUGAAGCUCAGGCUCUGUGCACUAGGAUGGGAAUAAUGGUUGGGGGGCGGUUACGAUGUAUUGGAAGUCCCCAACAUCUGAAGACACGAUUUGGAAAUCAUCUUGAAUUAGAGGUGAAACCAACAGAAGUAAACUCGGAGCAACUGCAUGCCCUGUCGCUGAUGAUUCAAGAGAAGCUUGCUAAAAUUCCAUCUCAGCCUAGAAGCUUGCUAGGCGACCUAGAGACGUGCAUCGGAGCUGCUUAUAUCACUCCCAACGAUGUCUCAGUGGCUGAACUUAGCUUGUCAAGCGACAUGAUAGUCAUGAUAGCUCGUUGGCUUGGCAACGAAGAACGAGUAGAGGCUCUAGUAAGUUCCAGCAUGACAUCUGAUGGUUUUUUCAGUGAACAGUUAUCAGAUCAACUACUUCGUGAGGGUGGCAUUCCGUUACUGGUGUUCUCUGAAUGGUGGUUGACCAAGGAGAAGUUCACUGUAAUAGAAUAUUUCAUUCAAUCAUCAUUUCCUGGUGCAACAUUGCAGGGGUGCAAUGGAUUGAGUGUCAGAUACCAGUUACCUUUUGGGGAGAAUUUAUCAUUGGCAGAUGCUUUUGGUCACAUAGAACGAAACAGGACUCGAAUUGGCAUAGCGGAAUAUAGCAUCAGCCAAUCUACUUUAGAGACCAUUUUCAAUCACUUUGCCGCCAACUCAUCAUCAUAAUUAUCUAAUGGAUCGUUGAAUAUCUUGUAGCCACUUUCGCGUGAGCGGAUCUCAAAGUUAGUGUCACUGAUAAGCUUACAAUAGAUAGAGAUCGUAGUAAUGGCUGGUGGGUGAUGGAUACAAAUUUCAUGAUAAUGUUCAUUACAGUUAUCGAAUAUCAAUGUGAAUUUGUUCUUGUAUCUAACAAAUCAGAAACUCUGAUGUACUAUACUAUAUUGAUAGCAAAGCCACUUGUUAAACCAUUAAAUUUAUAUUAUAAGAUGGAUGAUGUAAAUCUAUCCAAGUGAUGUUAAAGGUGUAUAUAUUAAACAGAGCAAAGUAGAU
Messenger RNA from Amaranthus tricolor (Joseph's coat), 6212 nucleotides. RefSeq names its product ABC transporter A family member 1. Lineage: Eukaryota; Viridiplantae; Streptophyta; Magnoliopsida; Caryophyllales; Amaranthaceae. The record is from RefSeq and is a predicted model, not a curated record. The transcript has 40 exons. Gene Ontology annotation, molecular function: ATP binding; ABC-type transporter activity; ATP hydrolysis activity. Gene Ontology annotation, cellular component: intracellular membrane-bounded organelle; membrane. Gene Ontology annotation, biological process: lipid transport; transmembrane transport. The coding region runs from base 276 to 5888 and encodes 1870 amino acids.